AUGCCUAGCCUGUCCUCGUUCUUGAGCUCCCCAAUUUCUGCCGAGCACACCACCACCACAACUGAACAGGAUGAGGUUCUUCCUCACUUUACUCAUCAGUCACCCAUUCUUCCGGCAGCAAAUCAUCCUGCAUAUGACAGCACAGAAGACCUUGACAGCAUUCAUACUGGUGCUGGUCUUCCUAAGUCUAAGCGCAAGUGCAAGUCGAAGCUCCUGGCUGCCAAAGUCAAUUGCAAUCCUGCUAUAGAACCUACCCCCACCAUCACGCCCAUGAACACGGCCAAACCCAAAGCAAAACCUCUCACCAAGUCUGGUGCAGUAAUGGAGACAUUGCACGCUACUGCUGAUGAAGGCAAUGUAUUGGGUCAUUUGACUGCCCCCAAUACCACCACGAAACGGAAUCCGGCAGUCGAUAUCGGUGCAGCUCCUCGUGUAUCAAAGCGAAUUCCAAUCAAGUCCAGGUGGAAUGAUGUCACUGACGCUAUCGGGUCAGAUGGUUCGACAUUCGUUGGUGUUGGUAGGGACGAUCCACCUGUUCUGGAGGAUGUUGGGGCAUCAAUGACGAAGUGUCCUCCCAACUCGACUAUGGGCAGCAUGAUUCCUGCAAAGAAAAGGUGA
Suillus subalutaceus is the source of this 618-nucleotide messenger RNA. RefSeq lists its product as uncharacterized. The record is from RefSeq and is a predicted model, not a curated record. The coding region runs from base 1 to 618 and encodes 205 amino acids. The transcript is spliced from 2 exons. NCBI's taxonomy places the organism in Eukaryota, Fungi, Basidiomycota, Agaricomycetes, Boletales, Suillaceae.